UCGUCUCCCUCUUAGGGCUCCGCUCCCGAACUGCAGCUUGAGUCAGUUGUGUGGAGGUGGCAGCGGCAGCAGCUCCGGCUGGCACACCGGUUCCGCGGGCACACCGGCACCCGUGGCACACCGACCCCAGCCCGUGGAGCCCCAGCCACUGGCACCCAGGGCGCCGUGGAGCCAUCGGGACUGGAACUGGCUGCCCCCCUCAGAGGGGUCCCCGUGUCCCCUCUGCCCUCCAGAGCAUCCACCAGCAGCCGCUGCCGUCAGGGACUCGCAUCCGGGCUCCGUCCCCACACCUGGCACCGCGGGGCAACGUGCCCCGAGCAUGACAGGCACCUGCCUGGCUCUCUGACGGCAUUGCAGGCAGCAGCCGCCCCACUCCCCCCACAUGCCCUUCGCCCACGGGGCCACCUGUCCCCCUUCGCGCCCAACCACCAUGGGCGAGGCACCCGAGCCAUCCCCCCAGGCCCCACUGGCCGUCCUGUCCAAGGUGGAGCUGCGGGUGAGCUGUAAACACCUCCUGGACCGUGACACCCUCAACAAGUCGGACCCCUGUGUCCUGCUGCUGAUGCAGUCCCAGGGCCAGUGGAUGGAGGUGGACCGCAGCGAGGUCAUCAAGAGCAACCUCAACCCUGUCUUCGCCAAGAUCUUCACGGUGGAUUACUACUUCGAGGAGGUGCAGAAGCUGCGGUUUGAGGUAUACGACAGCCACGGGCACGCUGGCGUGGGCACGCAUGACGACGACUUCCUGGGGGGCAUGGAGUGCACUGUGGGGCAGAUCGUGGCACAGAAGCGAGUAACAAAGCCGUUGUUCCUCAAGUAUGGCAAGUUUGCGGGCAAGUCCACCAUCACACAGGUCAUCUCGGAGGAGAUCUCAGGGAACAAUGGGUAUGUGGAGCUUGCCUUCCGCGCCAAGAAGCUGGAUGACAAGGACCUCUUCAGCAAGUCAGACCCCUUCCUGGAGAUCUACCGCAUCGAUGACGACCGCAGCGAGCAGCUGGUGUACCGCACCGAGGUGGUGAAGAACAACCUGAGCCCCAUCUGGGAGCCCUUCAAGGUGUCCCUCAACUCGCUCUGCAGCUGCGAGGAGAAGAGGAGGCUGAGGUGCGUGGUGUGGGACUACGACUCGCGGGGCAAACACGACUUCAUCGGGGAGUUCUUCACCACCUUUGAGGAGAUGCAGAAGGCAAUGGGGGAGAGCAAGGUGCAGUGGGACUGCAUGAACCCCAAGUACAAACUCAAGAAGCGCAACUACAAGAACUCGGGGGUCGUGGUGCUGCUGGACCUGAAGAUCCACAGGGUUUACUCCUUCCUGGACUACAUCAUGGGCGGCUGCCAGAUCCACUUCACGGUGGCCAUUGACUUCACAGCCUCCAACGGGGACCCGCGGAACAGCUGCUCCCUGCACUACAUCAACCCCUACCAGCCCAACGAGUACCUCAAGGCACUGGUUGCGGUGGGCGAGAUCUGCCAGGAUUACGACAGCGACAAGAAAUUCUCAGCUCUGGGCUUUGGUGCGAGGAUCCCCCCCAAGUAUGAGGUCUCCCACGAUUUCGCCAUCAACUUCAACCCCGACAAUGAUGAGUGUGAGGGCAUCCAGGGCGUCGUGGAGUCCUACCAGAGCUGCCUGCCCAAAAUCCAGCUCUACGGCCCCACCAACGUGGCCCCCAUCAUCUCCAAGGUGGCUCGUGUGGCAGCCGAUGAGGAGCGGACGAAGGAGGCGUCGCAAUACUUCAUCCUGCUGAUCCUGACGGACGGGGUGGUGACGGACAUGGCGGACACACGGGAGGCCAUCGUCCGCGCCUCCUACCUGCCCAUGUCCAUCAUCAUCGUGGGCGUAGGCAAUGCCGACUUCACCGACAUGCAGAUCCUGGAUGGGGACGACGGCGUCCUGCGCUCCCCCAAGGGCGAGCCCGUCCUGCGCGACAUCGUCCAGUUUGUCCCCUUCCGGGAGUUCAAGAACGCAUCACCGACAGCCCUGGCCAAGUGCGUGCUGGCAGAGGUGCCCAAGCAGGUGGUGGAGUACUACAGCUACAAGGCCUUCCCCCCCCGCUGCCCCCAGCCCGACACCCCCGACUCCAACCUCAGCUCACCCCAGUGAGAGACCCCCCACUCCCUCCAGUGUGACACAGGGACAGGGGGUCCCUGCUUGGUCCCAGUCCUGCUGCAAACCCCUCCUCGCUGGGCAGGGUGGCACCGGGAGCCGGCACUGUGUCCCCACUGGCACUUGCCUGGUGAUGCAGGGACAAUCCCGGUGCCCCAGUGCAGGAGAACCCCAUUGUGCUGCCCAGGGGGAGCAGGGGUCCCAGUGGACACUGCCUGGUCCCACUGGUCCGUGCCCCAUGGCCUGUCCCCAUUCCAUCCCUGCUGUCCCUGUGGUCCCCUCGGUUCCUGCUUGUUUGUCACUGUGACAUUGUUUGGAGGCUGCAUGACGAACCCCCACCGCAUACGGGGCCCCCCCAAUAAAGAAACCAGCCCUGUGCCCAUG
Columba livia (rock pigeon) is the source of this 2482-nucleotide messenger RNA. RefSeq names its product copine 7 (gene CPNE7). The record is from RefSeq and is a predicted model, not a curated record. Lineage: Eukaryota; Metazoa; Chordata; Aves; Columbiformes; Columbidae. The transcript has 16 exons. Gene Ontology annotation, cellular component: plasma membrane. Gene Ontology annotation, biological process: cellular response to calcium ion. Gene Ontology annotation, molecular function: calcium-dependent phospholipid binding. The coding region runs from base 383 to 2095 and encodes 570 amino acids.